AUGGCGAACAAGAAAGUCCUUAUCAUCCUCUCGGACGCCAACGCCUUUCCCCUCCACAACACAGGCAACACCGGCGAGACCAAAGACCAACCUUCCGGUUUCUUCCUGAUCGAGCUCGCGAAGCCGCUCCAGAAACUCCUCGACAAUGGCUACGAAGUCACCUUCGCCUCGCCCGAAGGCAAGGAACCACAGCCCGACCCCAACUCCGAGACACUCCUCGCAUUCGCGGGCAACUACCUCGAGCGCAAGAGGGAGAACGAGCUCAUCGAGAAGAUGAAGAGAGACAACGGUUUGGCUCGCCCCAAGAAGUUAUCCGAGAUCAGCGACGAUGAGCUGAAGUCGUACACCGGUGUCUUCUUGCCGGGUGGACAUGCUCCGUUGGCGGAUUUGGGAGACAACCCUGAGCUGGGCAGGAUCUUGCGGCACUUCCAUGCCGAGCACAAGCCUACGGCGGCGAUUUGCCAUGGGCCGUAUGCAUUCUUGAGUACGCAAUAUGCCGGGGACAAGGACUUCAUUUACAAGGGGUACAAGAUUACGAGCUGGAGUGACAACGAGGAGAAGAUGAUGGAGACGAUGCUGAGGGGAGAGGUCGACAAGGUCGAGAGUCAGCUGAGGGAAGCUGGGGCGGACAUGCAAACUGGGAUGGGGGAGAAGAUGGGGUAUAUCACCGUCGAUCGGGAGGUCGUCAGCGGUGGGAAUCCUCUUGCGGCGAACUCGUUGGGUGACAAAUUUGUGGAGAUGCUGAAGGCAUAG
Anthostomella pinea is the source of this 753-nucleotide messenger RNA. The record is from the annotation of a GenBank genome assembly. NCBI's taxonomy places the organism in Eukaryota, Fungi, Ascomycota, Sordariomycetes, Xylariales, Xylariaceae.